AUGACAGUUCGCAAAGAGUGGCGGCAUCUGUCCACGGCGCAGCAGAAUCAAUUUCUAGAUGCAGUUCAGUGUCUGAUGGACAGCCCAGCCAAGUCCGGCCUCAGUGCGACUACGAGUCGCUUUAGUGAUCUCCAAGCUCUGCAUCGAGGCAUGACCAAUACAGCCUACGCGGAUAUCAUCCACCAUGUGGGUCAAUUCUUACCAUGGCAUCGCUACUACAUGCAUAUCUACGAGACACUUCUCCGUGACGAAUGUGGCUACACUGGCUCUAUCCCCUGGUGGAAUGAAGAAAUGGAUGCGGACAGUGGCAACAUGUGGCAGUCUCCCAUGUGGGGAGCGGAUGCCUUUGGAGGCAAUGGAACUAGCUCUGGUAGCUGUGUGACCGACGGCCGAUUUGCCAAUUAUACGCUCCAUAUCGGCCCCGGCGAUGAGGACACCGACUACUGCCUGCGUCGUGCAUGGAACACCGAACAGGCAGUCGCUAAUGCCAACAGUACUGUUGUUGAUAUGUGCAACUCGUACGAUACCUUCUCGCCGUGGUGGAACUGUAUUUCGAACAUCCCUCACAAGGGCGUCCACACGUACAUCGGCGGAGUGAUGGCCGAUAUCAAGUCUUCUCCUGGUGACCCCGUUUUUUUCAUGCAUCACAUGUAUAUCGAUCGGGUCUGGUGGAUGUGGCAGAAGCAAGACCCCGUCAACCGACUUUACGACAUUAGCGGCCCUACCCUGAACCAGUCGGCCAAUGCUGAGCCAGCUGGAGGGUGGCAGAACGCUACUCUCCACUAUGAGCUAUCUUCAUUCAAUAUCAUGUCAAACACCACCAUUGCACAUGUUAUGAAUACCCAGGGUGGCUACUUGUGCUACGGGUAUGACUAG
Messenger RNA from Penicillium canariense, 876 nucleotides. Its product is annotated as tyrosinase family protein. The record is from RefSeq and is a predicted model, not a curated record. The transcript is spliced from 4 exons. Gene Ontology annotation, molecular function: oxidoreductase activity. The coding region runs from base 1 to 876 and encodes 291 amino acids. Lineage: Eukaryota; Fungi; Ascomycota; Eurotiomycetes; Eurotiales; Aspergillaceae.